AUUUGGCAAUGUAUACGAAUAUUUAGAUGCAGUACAGCUGUUUGUAAAUAUACAUUCUCUGAAUAGAUCACAAUGACGCAUCAAAGAUUGGCAAACUUGGUUUUUCUGGCUUUUGAAAAGUACCGUACCAAUUCUUUGGACUUGGACAGGUUUUUACGAAAAUUUAAUAGUGGAAAAAACGACGUUUACAAUUAUUUUAAUGAAAAAAUAAAGCAGUUAUCUGAGUGUAUUAUUGAAAUAUAUGUAUAUAUUUAGAUGAAACCCCCUCUGUCGACAAACUUGCCCCCCCUGAAUAAGUUUUCUAUCUACGUAAGUCACUUCAGGAUUAUAAUUCGCUAGAGUGGAAUUUUGACCUUUCAAAGGCUUCGUCAAGUGGUAAAUCAGCGGUUCGCAAAAUUCCCGAAACCAAAGAGUUGACACUUGAAAAGAAAUCAUAUGGGAAGAAUGAACACGACAGGUGAAUUUAUUUCGAUUAUUUUACUCAGUUUUAAUAACAUAAAUUUCAAUUUUAUCCACGAGAAAUAUAUUACAGACAUAAGAAAAAUUAAGGAAAGCACAACAUCAUCAUCCGCAGUGGUACCUAUUAGAAAUUUGGAGAGAGAAUUUGGUAAUUUACAGGUUGCAAAGAACGAAGGCACUAGAAGUUCAUUACAAGUGGCACGACACAGUAGCGCGGAAAAACAAAACGAACAUCGUCACUUUCAAGCCAAUUUCCUUAGAAAUUCCCAAACUUUCAGUCCAGUGUACAAUUUCUACGAAACUUACAAUCAGUCUUGGCAUUACAAUUAUACUUCACCACGUCAAUCUCAGCCUGUAAUUAACAAUAUUCUUGUGAAUGUUGAUUCUAGAUUUGGACUUGGUUGUCCUUCUUUACCUCGAGCUUCAGGGGGUUGUGGAUGCCGCCAAAUCCAGUGUGCUGAUCGUCGUUGCGGCUGUAACAAGGCAGGAUUGACGUUGUGAGGCAAGUUUAUUCCCAUCGACUUUUGUUGAUAUGUCGAAACUAUAGCAGACAUAAAAAAUGGUCGUUGAUUAUUUCAACAGAACUCCCUUGGCCCCUGAAGUACAAUAAAACAUUUCCAACUUCUUCAAAAAAUUAUAAAUUUUAUUUCGAUAAUUUUACUUUUUUUAAGAGAACCCCUACAAGUAAAAAUAAAGAUAUGUUUCUAAUGUUAAA
Molecule: messenger RNA, 1174 nt
Organism: Zophobas morio
Lineage: Eukaryota; Metazoa; Arthropoda; Insecta; Coleoptera; Tenebrionidae
Exons: 8
Coding region: 436-960 (174 amino acids)
Source: RefSeq, a predicted model, not a curated record